Molecule: messenger RNA, 8045 nt
Organism: Aegilops tauschii subsp. strangulata
Lineage: Eukaryota; Viridiplantae; Streptophyta; Magnoliopsida; Poales; Poaceae
Source: RefSeq, a predicted model, not a curated record
CUGAAGCGAUCAACGAGAGUGCUGAUGCAACCAUCAGCGAGCUCACAGAGGAGGUGAAAUGCAAUGUUGCUCUUGCAGACGAGGAACCUCAUGAAGAGCAUGUAACAGUAGCUGAGACAGCAGUUGAUGUACCACAAGCACAGGAGCUGGAACUAGAAGAGAUCAAGAAUACUGAACCUGUUGAGGUGGAAGAAAAGAUGUCAGCAAGUGACAUGCAGGCAGAAGAGGUGAAGGACACUGAAGCAAUCAACGAGAGCGCUGAUGCGAAAAUCAGUGAGCUCACUGAGGAUGUCAAACCUAAUGUUGCUCUUGCAGACGAGGCAGCUCCUGAAGAACAUGUAAUAGCAACUAAGGCAACAGUUGACAUACCACAAGCACAAGAUCCAGAACUAGAAGAAAUCAAGAAUACUGAACCUGUUGAAGUGGAAGAAAACAUAUCAGAGAGUGACCUGCGCGCAGAAGAGGUGAAGGACGCUGAAGCCAAAAAAACAGAAGCAAUCAAUGAGAGCACUGAUGCAAACAUCAGUGAGCUCACUGAGGAUGUGAAAAGUAAUGUUACUCGUGGAGAUGAGGCAGCUCCUGAAGAGCUUGUAACAGCAACCGAGGCAACAGUUGAUAUUCCACGAGCACAAGAGCCAGAACUAGAAGAGAUUGAGAAUGUUGAACCUGUUGAGGUGGAAGAAAACACAUCAGUGAGUGACAUGCCGGCAGAAGAGGUGAAGGACAUUGAAGCCAAGGAAACUGAUGCAAUCAAUGAGAGCAGUGAUGCAAACAUCAGUGAGCUUACUGAACAUAUGAAAAGCAACGUUGCUCUUAUAGAUGAGGCAGCUCAUGAAGAACAUGUAACAGUAGCCGAGACAACAGUCGAUAUACCACAAGCACAAGAGCCGGAGCUAGAAGAGAUCAAGAAUACUGAAGCAGGUGACCUGUCAGCAGAAGAGGUCCAGGAAAUUGAACCCAAGGAAACUGAAGCAAUCAGCGAAAUGACUGAUGCAAACAUCAGGGAGCUCAAUGAGGAUGUGAAAAGCAAUGUUGUUCUUGCAGACGAGGAACCUCAUGCAGAACAGGUAACAGUAGCUGAGAGAACAGUUGACAUACCACAAACACAGGAGCCAGAACUAGAAGAGAUCAAGAAUACUGAACCUGUUGAGGUGGAAGAAAAUAGAUCAGCACGUGACCUGCAAGCAGAAGAGGUGAGGGAAACUGAAGCAAUCAAUGAGAGCCCUGAUGCAAACAUUAGCGAGCUCACUGAGGAUGUGACAAGCAAUGUUGCUCCUGCGGACGAGGCAGCUGAGCAUGUAAUAGUAACUGAGGCAACAGUUGAUAUACCAGAAGCACAAGAGCCAAAACUAGAAGAGACCAAGAGUACUGAACCUGCUGAAGUAGAAGAAAACAUAUCAGCAAAUGAUCUGCCAGCAGAAGAGGUGAAGGAUACUGAAGCCGUGGAGACAGAAGCAAUCAACGAGAACACUGAUGCAAACACCAGUGAGCUCACUGAAGAUGUGAAGAACAAUGUUGCUCUUGCAGACGAGGCCGCUCCUGAAGAACAUGUAACAGUAGCUGAUGAUACAGUUGACAUGCCACAAGCACAAGAGCCAGAAGUAGAAGAGAUGAAGAAUACUGAACCUGUUGAAGUGGAAGAAAACAUAUCAGCAAGUGACCUGCCAGCAGAAGAGGUGAAGGACACUGAAGCAAUCAACGAGAGUGCUGACGCAAACAUCAGCGAGCUCACUGAGGAGGUGAAAUGCAAUGUUGCUCUUGCAGACGAGGAACCUCAAGAAGAGCAUGUAACAGUAGCUGAGACAGCAGUUGAUAUACCACAACCACAGGAGCUGGAACUAGAAGAGAUCAAGAACACUGAACCUGUUGAAGUGGAAGAAAACAUAUCAGCAAGUGACCUGCUGGCAGAAGAGGUGAAGGACGCUGAAGCCAAAGAAACAGAAGCAAUCAACGAGAGCACUGAUGCAAACAUCAGUGAGCUCACUGAGGAUGUGAAAAGUCAUGAUACUCGUGCAGAUGAGGCAGCUCCAGAAGAGAAUGUAAUAGCAGCUGAGGCAGCAGUUGAUAUACCACAAACACAAGUGUCAGAACUACAAGAGCUCGAGAAUGUUGAACCUGACAAGGUGGAAGAAAACAGAUCAGAAGGUGACCUGCCAGCGGAAGUGGUGAAGGAAAUUGAAACCAAGGAAACUGAAGCAAUUAACGAGAGCACUGAUGCAAACGUCAGCGAGCUCACCGGGGAUGUGACAAGCAAUGUUACUCCUGCAGACGAGGCAGCUCCUGAAGAGCAUGUAACAGCAACUGAGGCAACGGUUGAUAUUCCACGAGCACAAGAGCCAGAACUAGAAGAGAUCGAGAAUGUUGAACCUGUUGAGGUGGAAGAAAACACAUCAGCUAGUGACAUGCCGGCAGAAGAGGUGAGGGAAACUGAAGCAAUCAACGAGAGCACUGAUGCAAACAUCAGUGAGCUCACUGGAGAUAUGAAAAGCAACGUUGCUCUUAUAGAUGAGGCAGCUCAUGAACAUGUAACAGUAGCUGAGACAACAGUCGAUAUACCACAAACACAAGAGCCGGAGCUAGAAGAGAUCAGGUAUACUGAAGGAGGUGACCUGUCAGCAGAAGAGGUCAUGGAAAUUGAACCCAAGGAAACUGAAGCAAUCAGCGGAAGGACUGAUGCAAACAUCAGCGAGCUCAAUGAGGAUGUGAAAAGCAAUGUUGUUCUUGCAGACGAGGAACCUCAUGCAGAGCAGGUAACAGUAGCUGAGAGAACAAUUGACAUACCACAAGCACAGGAGCCGGAACUAGAAGAGAUCAAAAGUACUGAACCUGUUGAGGUGGAAGAAAAUAGAUCAGCAAGUGACUUGCAAGCAGAAGAGGUGAAGGAAACUGAAGCAAUCAAUGAGAGCCCUGAUGCAAACAUCAGCGAGCUCACUGAGGAUGUGACAAGCAAUGUUGCUCCUGCAGACGAGGCAGCCCCUGAAGAGCAUGUAAUAGCAACCGAGGCAACAGUUGAUAUUCCACCAGCACAAGAGCCAGACCUAGAAGAAAGCAACAAUACUGAACCAGUUGAAGUGGAAGGAUUCAUAUCAGCGAGUGACCUGCCGACAGAAGAGGUGAAGGAGACUGAAACCAAGGAAACUGAAGCAAUCAAUGAGAGCACUGAUGCAAACAUAAGUGAGCUCACUGAGGAUGUAAAAGGCAAUAUUGCUCAUGCAGAUGAUGCAGCUCCUGAAGAACAUGUAAUAGCAGAUGAGGCAGCUCCUGAAGAACAUGCAAUAGCAGCUGAGGCAACAGAUGAUAUACCACAAGCACAAGUGCCAGAACUAGAAGAGCUCGAGAAUACUGAACCUGUUGAGGUGGAAGAAAACAAAUCAGCAACUGACCUGCCAGCUGAAGAGGUGAAGGACACUGAAACCAAGGAAACUGAAGCAGUCAACAAGAGCGCUGAUACAAACAUCAGCGAGCUCACUGAAGAUGUUACUCUUGCGGAUGAGGCAGCUGCUGACAUACAAAUCGAUGUACCACCAGCAAAGGAGCCAGCACUAGAAGAGAUGGAGAAUAUUGAACCUGUUGAAGCACAAGAUGGUAUAACAUCGGAUAAUGUCCCAGCAGAAGAGAUAAAUGACACUGAAGCCAUGGAGACUGGAGAAAUCCCUCAUGAGAGCACAGAUGAUAGUUUGACAGCAAGUGCAGCACUUCCUGAUAUUCAACAAGUCCCAGAACAAGAAGCAGUUGAAGAUAAGGCAUGCACUGACACCACAGAAAACCAAGGGGAACCUCAACAAAGCAUUGUUUCUACUUCUGCUGAGCUUACUCCAACAGAAGAAGAAACAGCAGUAGUAGAGCAUACUCAAGAUACACAUGUACAGAAUGCCGGCAGUGAACCGGGAAGUGACCCAAAUUUGCUUGUCCAAUCAGCACAUCAAUCAGAAUUAGCUGAAGACAGCAAGGGUCAACUUGUAAAGGCAGAAGAAACAGGCCAAAGUAAUGGUGCCACCCUUGAAGAACCAGCUGCAGAUGACAAUGCCGCAAAUGAAAUCGGCCCGCUUGCUGAUUCUAAACAAGAGCGUGGACUAGAAUCAGCGGAAGAAAACAAAUGUAUUGAUGCUACUGAAGGUGAAGAGGGCUCCCAUUUAAGCCAAGAUCCUGGUUUAGAGGAGCCAGUUUCAGAACGUGAUAUAGCAACAGUUGAGCCAACUUCUGAUAUUCAGCAAGUAAAUGACAUGGAUGAAGCAGAAGAAAUGGCGGCCACUGAACCCAUCAACGGGGAAGAAAUUUCCUCUCAAAAAACAGAAGUUGCUACUUUGGAGGAUCCAUCUCCAACAGAUAAUGGAACGGUGCCAGAACAAAAUCCUAUUGAGUUAGACGAAGAGAACUUGGGAAAUGAAAUCAGCAAUGCAAUCUUGGCGGAUGAAGACAUCAAAGAGGAAAUACAAGAGCCAACAGAACAAAAGGACGAAUCAUCUGACUUGGGUGAAAAAACUGCUUUCACAACUCAGAAGGACGAGAGCGCUACUGAGGAAGAUGUUGUACAAAUUUCUGGUGAAGAUACAGUAGGGACUUCAAACAAUAUUGAGCAAAUCAAAGAACUGCCAAAAUCUGUAAUUGAACAUAAUGCGAUAAAAAGUGGUGACCAUACCGAUGAUCAAGAUGACGAGCAACUUCACAAUGUGGAGCUUCAAAUGCAAGUGUGUGAGCGGUCAGUGGAUUUAACCACUGAGCAGCCAGAUGACCACGUGCAAAAGGUUAACUUGGAUCAGCAGAAGAAAGAAGAUGAGGCGAUUGAAAAGCAAACGGAAGAAAUACAGACAGAUGAGCAGAAACAUGAUGACAGUAGGGCUGAUUUCACCACAGAGACAAUAUUGGAGCCCCAGAGCAACGAAAUUGACACAACAAAUAGGAAAGACAACGCUGAUGUGUUUGAGGCUGAACAAACAGAGGCAGUGACUACUGAAAUGCUCAAGAAUGAACAAACCCUACAUAUAGCCCAAGAAUCCAUUCCAAGCGUUACAGAUGUGAAGGUUGAGAACUCCACGGAAAUAGAAGAAACAAUUGAACAAGAAGAUGCACCCAACAACACUGGCACUUUAUAUACUGAUGCUGAUGCUGAAAAAUAUAACGAAGAUGAGAAGGAGAAUACAGAAAUAGAUGCAGCAGUAGCAAAAACUUCUACUGAUGAACAGGAUGGAACAACUGAUGAAACUAUAAAUGAAGAGGAUCCUACGGUGGUUCCUCAGAAUGUUGAAUCCAGAGUGCACUCAGAAGAGAAAGAAUGCAUAAACGCCAAUGAUGGUAUGCAGGCCAUUCAAGCAUCAGAAGAAGAGAUCGUUGAUGAAGUGGAAAAGGAAGAAAUACAAAAUGAAGACACCAAUGUUAAUCAUGAAGAAAUUGAGACCAAACUUGUCGAUGAAGAGGCGUCUGGACUGCAGGACUUGAGCUUUCAUCCAAAGGUUAUAGAUGACAAGUUGGCAACAGAGCAGAAUGGUGCACAAGUUGAAACUGACUCGAAUGAGGAAAUGGCGACUGGCUAUACUGCAGUCACUGAAUCAGUCAAACUCGGUGAAGCUAUCUACAAUAAGGCUGGUGGACCUGAUGUGGCACUAUCUGAUGAAAAUCUCGCCAUUGAGGACAACAGAAGGAAUCUUGAGGCUUCACCUGCAGUUACAGCAUCAGGAGAAAGUAUGAACGAAGACAAUGAACAUCAUAAGCCUGAUCUUCCCGCACACUCCGCCAUGGAUGGAAAUGAAACUGAACAGGCAUCUGGCUUAGAAGUGACAGAAAGAGAGUUGUUUCCAGAGAAGCCACUCCCCACCGGAUCAGAAGAGCAAGAAGAGAGUCAAAUAACCAAAGAACAAGAUGGAGAGAACGUACAAGAGCAAGAAACUGAUGACACAGAGAAAGAAGAAAAAGAAGCUGAGCAGAGUUAUUUGCCUGUCUCCCAUUUUCUGAUGAACCUGAUAAUGGGAAAAGAGAGCAAUGAGCCAGAUGGAAAUUCGGAAUUUAAGGCUGAAAAGAAGCAAGAAGAAACCACAAAAGAUGGCAGUUCUUUGAUCACCUCGCAACAGGAAGAAAGCUUGGGGCCAAUCCCAACAGAAAAUAAGGUGGACAAUGAACGCGUCUUUGAACAAGGAAAACAUAAUAUAGAAGGCUCUGAAGAAACACAUGAUAUCAAGCUGGAAAAGGAUGAAGAGCUCAAUAGGGACACUCAUGGUUUGGAAGCACCAGUAUGCCAAAACAAUGUCCAUGGUGAAACUUCUAGUGAAAUGGUACCUGGUGGAUCUGGCCUGACUACAGAAAUGGAAACUAGAGACAUCAAGCUGGGUGAAAAGGCAACCAAUUCUGUUUGUCAGGAACAUAUGGAAGCGACAACACAGAUUGAAGAAGGAAGCUUGAAGCUUCAUGACAUAACAAGCCCAAAGGUUUCUCAAGAGGACACAUUAGAGGAAGGAAUAACAGACCUUCAGCACGAGCCUUUACCUGAAAAUAGAAGUUCUGAUGCAGUGUCCGGGCAAACACUCUUGUUGACAGAACCAAAUAUGGGUGAUGAAAAGAAUUUGCCUAAUGACACUGACGAUCUUCAAAGUCCUCUGAGCACAAAAAGAGAAGAGUCCAAUGAAUCUUCCAUCACUGAGGCCGAAAGUACUGUAGAGGCAGAACUGGAGAAUGGAGUAGACAAGGAAGAAAAGAAUCAGCAGACAACCACCACAGGUGGAGUUACAGAAGAACAGAUAGAAAAUGAGCAUGAUAUCUCGCAGAAAGGCACAGAGGCAAUAUCUGAUGAGCAGAAGGGUGAAAUUACUGAACCAGUUAUGGGCAAUGAGAUAAAUUUGAUUCAUGAAAAGGGGAUUUCUGCAGGCUCAGAAUGCAAGGACGAAAAACAAAGCUCUAAGUUCUCAAACAGUGAACUAGACAACUCUGAGAAAGCUUUGGAAAUUCAGUUAGAUGGUUCCAGCUUGCAUAUAGACCAAGAUAAGCAAGAUGAAUCUGCAGGCGACCAAAUUGUGAUGGAGAAGAACAACCUGCAAGACAAUCCAGGAGAAUCUGAUUUGCAGAAGGUGCAGGAAACGGAAGUUGCACAAGAAUCUCCUGAAGAAUCUGAUGAAGGUGAUCAGAAUUCUUUGCCCAUAAGAGAGCCUGUGAUCAAAGAAGUGAAUGUAAACAAAACUGUUGAUAACCAUGUGCAAACAGUGGACACACAAUCACAGGAAGAGCAAGAAACAUUUAAUUCACAGGUUCAGGAGCGUGAUCUCGAUGUGGCUUCACCAGAAGAAGCUCCUGAGGCUGAAGAAAAAAUUGUGGAGUCAAAGCCAGAAUUCAGCACAGAUGAAGAACAAAGUCCAAAGAAAGAUGAAUCAAAUAUGGCAGGAGAGAAAACUUAUGAUGAGAAAACAAAGGGUGCACAGGAAGCUAAGAGUCUCACUGACGAAGCGAAAACCAAAGUUGAAGAACAAGGAGUAGUACAGAAGGCGUCACACAAUCAGAAACGUGAUCUCGAUGUGGUUUCACCAACAGAAGCUCCUGGGACUGAAGAAAAUGUUGUGGAUAUAAAAGAGCCAGAGUUCAGCACAGAUGAAGAACAAAGUCCAAAGAAAGAUGUAUCAAACAUGGCAGAAGAGAAGAGUUAUGAAAAGAAGACAAAUGGUGACGACGAAGCUAAGAAUUUCACUGAUGACGCACCAACGAAAAUUGAAGAACGAGAGGCAGGGCAGAAGGCAUCACCUAAAAAGCAUAAUAUCUUAUCUGGUGUCGGAUCAAAGGUAAAGCACCAACUAGCAAAAGUGAAGAAAGCUAUCAUAGGCAAGCCUGGGCACACAAAAUCUGAAUUACCAAAAGCUUGAGACUGCAUUCACCUUAGUGUGUGUAUAUUUUUGUUACUAUUUGUACAUUUGUAUGCUGUUUACUUGAGGUGUAGUAUGACCGUGAUGGUACUAGUAAACAUCAAGGUUUCGCUAUGGCCAUUGCAUUGAAAUGUUGUGUGAUUGAAGAACGAUUUGUAAAUACAGAUAGUGUGUAAAUCAAGGUUUGGUAAUUGUGAGUUUGAGGCA